AUGGAGGAAGAACCACAAAAGAAAAAUAAAAAACAAAAAAUAAAAAAGAGCCAAAAACCAAUGACAGUAAGUAAUAGAAAACCUUUCAAUGUAUUUGACAAAAACAACAAAACAUCAAAACCAUUAGUUCGAGACCCUCGAUUUUCAAAUUUAUCAGGCUCAUUUAAUCCCAACUUUUUUCGAAACGCCUACAAAUUUUUAUAUGAGACAAGGGAACAUGAAAAAGAAGCAAUUGAGAAAAAAUUAAAAAGUAAAAAUUUAGAUCCUGAAGAAAAAAAUAAAUUAAAAAAUGCAUACAGUAAUUAUAAAAAUACAGAUGCAUUACUUAAAAAAAAAGAAGAAGAAAGAAAAUUAAAAUCACAACUAGUUAAACAAGAGAAAGAAAAUAUUUUAAAUAAAAAUAAAACACCAUAUUAUUAUAGUGAUAGAAAAAUUAAAAAGAUGGUACAAGAAAAAGGGGAAAAUAAAAUUGGUAUGAAAAAAAUUAUUAAAAAGGAAAAGAAAGUCUUACAAAAGGAAAGAAGAAAUAAUAUGAUCCCCGAAAGAAGAUAUGUUGAUCAAAGUUAA
Molecule: messenger RNA, 567 nt
Organism: Plasmodium vinckei vinckei
Lineage: Eukaryota; Apicomplexa; Aconoidasida; Haemosporida; Plasmodiidae
Product: rRNA biogenesis protein RRP36, putative
Exons: 2
Coding region: 1-567 (188 amino acids)
Biological process (GO): maturation of SSU-rRNA from tricistronic rRNA transcript (SSU-rRNA, 5.8S rRNA, LSU-rRNA)
Cellular component (GO): 90S preribosome; nucleolus
Source: RefSeq, a predicted model, not a curated record